Molecule: messenger RNA, 816 nt
Organism: Arachis duranensis
Lineage: Eukaryota; Viridiplantae; Streptophyta; Magnoliopsida; Fabales; Fabaceae
Exons: 2
Coding region: 1-816 (271 amino acids)
Biological process (GO): exocytosis
Cellular component (GO): exocyst
Molecular function (GO): phosphatidylinositol-4,5-bisphosphate binding
Source: RefSeq, a predicted model, not a curated record
AUGUCAUUUGCAUACAAGUUCCAUGUUUCUUUGAGUCACUUAUGGAAAGCACAGGUCAGCGGAAAACCAGACAUGUUUGGUUUGGUCUCAAGUGUUGCAUUUGCUAUAAUGUCCUUGAGUUUGUCAAGGCAAGUUGACUUUGGAUUCGAGGUAGAUCUCUUCAAUUUCUUCCUUGGAUACUUUUUAGUUCAACUCAUGAAAAUUCACAUUGCUCACGUCAUUUUGGGUGCUUCAAUAUGUUAUUUUUUCACGUGUCUUCGCUCUUACUUGGAUAACAAGCAACCACUGAAUGGGAGUAAUGUCGCCCAUUCAGUGGUGCAAAUCGCAUUGGAAAUUGAAGAUGGGAGAAAUACAGUAAAUAAAAAAGAACAUUUAUAUGUGAUUCUUGGAAUAGAGGAGAAAAGAGAAGAAAUGGUGAUUUUUCCCAUUGAUAUGGAAGAAAAGAUUCGGAAGGCGAUUUUCGAAAAAGCAGGGUAUGAUGAAGAAUGCUACAAUGUAUACCUAACUUGGAGGAGACAAAUCCUUGCUGAGAAAAUGAGGAAGAUAGAUAUGCAAAAGCUUCACAUAAAGGAGAUCAAAGGUGUUCCAUUAGAUUACUUGCAGAAAAAGAUUCAACGCUGGAUCAUGUCUUUUGAAUAUUCUAUCAGGAUUCUAUUCUCUGAAGAAAGGAAUCUAAGUAACUCUGUUUUUGUGGAGUGUUCUUCUAAUUCAAACUAUGCUGAUCUCUGUUUUAUGGAGCUAUGCAGGACACCAAUGAUUCUGCUACUAGAUUUCGCUAACGCAGUGGCGCGCAGGCUCGCCAUUGCGAUUGUUUAG